GUGUCAGUAGUGUCAAAAGAAAAGAAGGUGCUGGUCACUGCUCGGGGCUCGGCCCGGUGAACAAUUUAAUUUACUUCACGAAAAUACACUUAAAUUCAGCCACAAAAUAAAUAUCCAUUUUACUUUUACGCUAAGUUGCACAUAUCUUUUACUGGAUUUCAUACAUUAUGGCCGAAAAAAGCAAAAAGGUUAAAUCGGGCCCCUCCGCAAUAGGAAAGUUCUAUCUUUUAGCGUAUAAUGGUAUUCAAACUUUGGGGUGGUCUUAUAUGUUGCUACAAACACUAUCACAUUUUCUGAACCGUGGUAGUUUGGACACAUUUUGGCCUGUAAUCAAAACAACAGUUGUUAUAUUCCAAAAUGCUGCAGUACUUGAAGUUGUACAUUCGUUAAUAGGCCUAGUACCCUCAGGAGUUGCCGUGGUCCUGCCUCAAGUAUAUUCACGUGUGUUCCUGGUAUGUGGGUGUCUACUAGCCACUGAAUCAGCACCUGUUAGCCCUGGUCUACCUCUGUGUAUACUUGCCUGGUCUAUCACGGAAAUUAUAAGAUAUGCAUACUACACACUCAAUUUGAUAAAUUGUGUGCCACAGCCACUGCUGUUUAUGAGAUAUUCAACAUUUUUAAUACUGUAUCCAAUUGGAAUAACAGGAGAGCUCUUAUGCAUGUAUCAUUCAUUGGACGAGGUCGUCGAGAAACAACUUCUUACAAUUUCUAUGCCCAAUACAUGGAAUGUGGCAUUUAAUUAUUACUACUUCUUAGUCUUCUACAUGUUUUUGUACAUUCCCAUAUUCCCGUUCUUAUACGGGCACAUGUUGGCACAAAGGAGAAAAAUGCUCGGAAAUGACACCAAGAAAUCAAAAUAAUAACACCAAUUACAAAAAUAUAUUUUAUCGCACUUAUCACAUUGAUAAGUUUUAUUUUGAAUAUGCAAUGUAGAUAGUAUUUUUGAUUUACAACUUUACACUGUAUUAGUUUACACCAAAAAGUCACCAAGCAGCUUGUUACCCGCAUCGGGUUGGCUUGUCGUGCGUCAUUGAAUCACGGCGCGCGAUUUAUCCGCACCGUAUCUAUUUGACGUAAUUAUCGCGUAGAUACUAUACCAAUAUGGUAGACGUCGUUAAGCAGGAAGCAAGUUUACAUGCAAACAAUUCAAAGACAAAAAUCUGAGCUUGCGGCACGUGCACAGCAGGGCCAAGGCCGUGCGCUUAUAUUUAUGAAUCGAAAAACCUUUAUUCGUUAACGACCUGUUAAAAGAAUACUCAUUUGUUACAUUGCAUUACUUUAACAUAGGUCUAAUAGUGGAUACGGUUAGUUAUUAGGUAAUAUUAAUGGUGGGCUGGGACAUUGAAUGCUAUUUAAUUUAUUUUCGGUUGGCUGGUUAUGGGAAAUGACAUGAAUAAAUAUUUUUUUU
Helicoverpa armigera (cotton bollworm) is the source of this 1408-nucleotide messenger RNA. RefSeq names its product very-long-chain (3R)-3-hydroxyacyl-CoA dehydratase hpo-8 (gene Hacd1). Gene Ontology annotation, cellular component: endoplasmic reticulum membrane. Gene Ontology annotation, molecular function: 3-hydroxyacyl-CoA dehydratase activity. NCBI's taxonomy places the organism in Eukaryota, Metazoa, Arthropoda, Insecta, Lepidoptera, Noctuidae. The record is from RefSeq and is a predicted model, not a curated record. Gene Ontology annotation, biological process: fatty acid elongation; sphingolipid biosynthetic process; very long-chain fatty acid biosynthetic process. The coding region runs from base 168 to 860 and encodes 230 amino acids. The transcript is spliced from 4 exons.